AGUGACGUCGCGCGUGUUCAGGGUCCAACGUGCUUCACAUAGGACGCUUUCCCGGCUGGGAAGUUCUGAAGUGGUUUACCUCGCAAGUAGCAGAGCGGUUUCGGUACUGUCGUCAGGAUGGUGAAGCCCAAGUACAAAGGACGGAGCACCAUCAACCGCUCGGCGGCCAGCACCAACCCAGAUCGAGUACAGGGAGCUGGAGGCCAAAACAUGAGGGAUCGGGGCACAAUUCGACGCCUGAAUAUGUACAGGCAAAAGGAGCGCAGGAACAGUCGUGGUAAAGUGAUUAAGCCACUGCAGUAUCAGUCAACUGUGGCUUCUGGCACAGUGGCCCGAGUGGAGCCGAAUAUUAAAUGGUUUGGAAAUACUCGUGUGAUCAAGCAGGCAUCAUUACAAAAAUUUCAAGAGGAAAUGGAUAAAGUUAUGAAGGAUCCAUACAAAGUUGUCAUGAAACAAAGCAAAUUACCGAUGUCUCUUCUGCACGAUCGAAUCCAGCCUCAUAACGCAAAAGUCCACAUUCUUGAUACUGAAAGCUUUGAAAGUACAUUUGGCCCAAAGUCACAGAGAAAGCGGCCAAACUUGUUUGCAAGUGAUAUGCAGUCCCUUCUAGAAAACGCUGAAAUGUCUACUGAGAGCUAUGACCAGGGCAAGGACCGUGAUUUGGUGAUGGAGGACACUGGUGUAAGAAAUGAAGCUCAAGAAGAGAUAUAUAAAAAAGGGCAGUCAAAAAGAAUAUGGGGAGAACUCUACAAGGUGAUAGACUCAUCAGAUGUUGUCGUUCAAGUCCUUGACGCUAGAGAUCCGAUGGGCACUCGUUCCCCCCACAUCGAAGCUUACUUGAAAAAGGAAAAACCCUGGAAACAUCUCAUUUUUGUACUCAAUAAGUGUGACCUUGUUCCAACUUGGGCAACCAAACGAUGGGUUGCUGUGCUCUCCCAGGACUACCCAACGCUGGCUUUCCAUGCGAGCCUCACCAAUGCCUUUGGGAAGGGAGCAUUCAUUCAGCUUCUGCGGCAGUUUGGGAAGUUGCACACAGACAAGAAACAAAUCAGUGUUGGGUUCAUUGGCUAUCCAAAUGUAGGCAAGAGCUCUGUGAUUAAUACAUUACGAUCAAAGAAAGUUUGCAAUGUGGCCCCCAUUGCUGGAGAAACAAAGGUCUGGCAGUAUAUUACCUUGAUGCGUCGUAUAUUCCUGAUUGACUGCCCUGGUGUGGUUUACCCAUCUGAGGACUCAGAGACUGACAUUGUGCUCAAAGGAGUGGUUCAAGUUGAAAAAAUUAAAGCUCCUCAAGACCACAUUGGUGCUGUCCUUGAACGAGCAAAGCCAGAGUAUAUCAGCAAGACAUACAAGAUUGAGUCCUGGGAGAGUGCGGAGGACUUUCUUGAGAAGUUAGCUCUCCGCACUGGGAAGUUACUGAAGGGUGGAGAGCCUGACCUGCUGACUGUGAGCAAGAUGGUUCUCAAUGACUGGCAGAGAGGCCGAAUCCCUUUCUUUGUCAAGCCGCCCAACGCAGAGCUACCGACCGAUUCCCAGCUUCCACCAUCCUCACCAUUGGAAGUUCCCACAGAAACAACACGGAACAACCCAGAAGAAGAGACCAUAGAAACAGAAGUUGAAAGGUCAGACUCUAUCACUGAAAAGGAGCCAGAAGUAGACUGUUCUCAGGAUAGAAACUCAGAGAUGAUGCAACAGAUCCUCGCACGAGUUCGCCAGAACUUUGGCAAAAUCAACGUGGGGCCUCAGUUUUCUGCGGAUGACCUGGUGCCUGUGGAGAUAUCAGACUUGGAAGAUCUGGAAAGCUCUGCGGAAGAGGAAGAACAGGAGCAGGAACAGCCAGGAGAGGAUGCUGAGGAAGAGUGUUCCCCAGACACUCAGGAGGAGCCAGUGGGAAAUGACACCAAAGCCGUGCUCAGAGCCCUGGAUGAGAAGAUUGCCAAGUACCAGAGGUUUCUAAAUAAAGCCAAAGCUAAAAAGUUCUCUGCCGUCAGAAUAUCCAAGGACUUAAGUGAAAAGGUUUUUGCAAAAUACAAAGAAGAGAAGAAAACAUCUGCAGAAGUCAGUGAUGCAGCACCCACCAAAAAGGCAAGGAAGUGGGAUGCACAGAUGGAAGAAGAACCUUCAAAUAAGACUAAGAGGAUGCUGACGUGUAAGGAACGGAGAAGAGCAGCACGGCAGCAGCAAUCCAAAAAAGUUGGUGUGCGCUACUACGAGACACACAACGUGAAAAACAGGAACAGGAACAAAAAGAAGACGAGCGACUCAGAGGGACAGAAACACAGACGCAACAAGUUCAGACAGAAGCAGUAACUGCUAGAAAGCUGUUUAUUAAAUUAUACAAAAAUAUGCCAUUAG
Mus caroli (Ryukyu mouse) is the source of this 2352-nucleotide messenger RNA. RefSeq names its product G protein nucleolar 2 (gene Gnl2). The record is from RefSeq and is a predicted model, not a curated record. Gene Ontology annotation, molecular function: GTP binding. Gene Ontology annotation, cellular component: nucleolus. NCBI's taxonomy places the organism in Eukaryota, Metazoa, Chordata, Mammalia, Rodentia, Muridae.